Messenger RNA from Pogona vitticeps (central bearded dragon), 2206 nucleotides. NCBI's taxonomy places the organism in Eukaryota, Metazoa, Chordata, Lepidosauria, Squamata, Agamidae. The record is from RefSeq and is a predicted model, not a curated record.
AUGUGUGGCUUUGAUGGCAUCGUGGUAAGACGUUGGGACUACCAGCCAGUUGUCUAUGUAAGGAAAUAUGUUGAUACCUUGAAGUCGAAGGCCGGUGAAAGGGCUGGUGGUGCUGUUGUUGCUGGUUCCGAAAGGGCGGAGGUGCAGAGGUUGAAGGUCCCUGAAAGGGUCUUUCGGAUGAUUGGGGUUUAUAUUGGCGAUAUGGGUGAAAUUGUUGAGUCUAGGGAUCUAGUCGAGGUCUUCGAUGUCGAUGACUUCGAUUUUGAUGUGAACUUUAACUUCUCUUUGGAAUGGGGAGAAGGAGUCACGGAGCUGGAAGCAGUUCCUUUCAUAGCAAAUAAUGAAGAUGAAGUAGAGGGGCUCUUUCUUCCUGUGGGAGUAGAUCUUCAGCAGAUAACUAUACUGCCCAAAGCAGAAUGGCAAAGGAUUCAAGACAGCCUCACUGCCACAGCCAGAGAAGCAGCACGGAUUCGUGCAGAAAGGAAAGCGCAGAAAGAUCUGCACUUGAAGUCUCAAGCGCUGGUGAAGAAUUGGACCAACACUAUUGCAGGAAUGUCACAAGCAAAACUGAAAGGGAAAAAAGUGCGACAAGAGAGAGGAGAAGAAGAAAAAAGAAAGGUUGACCUUGAAGAAGCAAAAUACCAAGCACAGAAGCGAAAAGAGCAAAUAGAACAAGCUAAAAUCCAACAGUACUAUCAAAAUGAAAGAGUUAAAAGAUUCAAUAGAGCCCUCUUACUUACUGAAGUCUUGAAAGAAAGAGAUGCUCAGAUUGAAUUUAAAAAGAACAGCAAACAUCUAUACCGCAAGAAAGAAGAAGAAAUAGAGCGUGAGCAUCAAAAAGCUAUACAGAUAGAGGAGGAAAAAGCAAAAGAGCGUCAUAUGAAGAGACUGCAGCUUAGCAAAGAUCAACUAGAACAGAUAAAAGAGCAUGAACAUUUAGCAGAACUGAGCAGGCUAGAAGAGAAAAAAGAAAGGGAAAACAUUCAGGCAUUGGCUAAGUUACACCAAAUGGAAAUGUUGAAAAAGGAGCAAGAGGAAUAUGAACAGAAAUUUAAGCGUAAGCGGGAACAUCAGGCACAUGUUGCUGAUCAGGUAAUUCUUAGAGCUAUAGAAAAACAAAAACAAGAAGAAGAGGAUGAUAAAAUCCGAGCACAUUAUAAAGCAAAACAAGCUAUGAUUAAAUUGAGAAAAGCAAAAGAAGAAGAAAUGCUUAGGUUAAUGGAGGAACAGAGAGAGAAUAUUAGCAAUCGUCUGCUUAAAUACAUGAAAAAGAAAGUGGAUGAUGAAGACGAGCGCAUUGCCAGAGAAGUUGCAGAGACAGAAGAAGAGCUUGAGAAAGAACGCAAAGCAAAAGAAGAAAAGAAUAAAGCUGAUUUAGAAUCCAUCAGAGACCACAGAAUUGGUGUGAUAAAAAUGAAGGAAGAGAAAGAGAAAGAGAGGAAACUUGAAGCUCAGCAAAUACUUCGUGGACAGUUGGAAGCAGACAGGAUCUAUCAAGAGAUGGAGAAAGAUAAGAAACAUAGAAAUCAUUGUGCAAACUUAAAAUUGCAAGAAGUCCAUGUCAUGCAAAUAGCUGAAAAGUUUGAAAGACAAAAGCGUGAGAAGCAAGAGGACUUGGAAUAUGCUAGACAAAAAGAACAUAUUGCAUUGUGGAAGGAGCAGGAAUUCCAGGAGUAUGCAAAGAAAGUGAUUGAUGAUACAUCCAAGACCACUCGGAAUCUUUACCCUCUUAUUAGAGCAGCAAAUGAAGGCAGUCUUGGUAGUACUGGACUAGUUCAAAGAGAGAGGCUUCAGUCCUGUGACAAGCAUGACACUAAGCUACCCUAUAUAGGUGACACAGCUCAAGAGAUGAAACUCUUGAAUGAACAUGGAUAUAAUCAUACUAAGGCACGAUUAGGUUUUACAUGGUAAAAAAAGGAUUCUGAAUCUUUAAAAGAAUGCAUUAUGGAAGAAUAAGAAAUUAGCAAAUUGUUGAUACUAUAGUGAAGAUUGUGUCUAAAUAUGUUUGUACAAAAAUUUCAAGAACUGUUUAUUAAAUGAUGUGUAGUAUUUUCAAGCAGUGUAAAUCUUUACUUUCCCUAAUUACCAGGUUUGAAAAAUAGAAAAAGAUCUGUAGUGAUAUUUUGAAAAACCAGUUUAGAAAUUAUGAAUUUCUGCUGCUGUAUUUACACCUAAUUCUACUCUUCACCAUCAUCUUAGAACUGCA